This is a messenger RNA of Moneuplotes crassus, 2100 nucleotides long. Lineage: Eukaryota; Ciliophora; Spirotrichea; Euplotida; Euplotidae. The record is from the annotation of a GenBank genome assembly.
AUGUUUCACUCGCUUAAGUAUGGAAAUUUAAGAAAAAUCCAAAUUUCCACAAAAAGAGCUUUAUCUUGUAUCAAAGGAGGACAUGGGAGCUAUUUUAAUUCUUCUGGUGCUCUCAGGAGCAACUUAUCAUUGAAUAACUAUACAGUGAGACAGUUCCAAGCAGAUAAGAGGGCAACUACCACUGAUGAAGAAAAAUUAGAUGCGAAAGCUAAGAAAGAAAAAGAAUUAAUCAAGGAAUCAAUGACAAGCCACAAGGCCCUACAAGACAAAGGAAAAGGAAAGACAUCUAAGAAGGAAAUAUGGAACUUUAUUAAGCCUUAUUUGUAUGCUGAUGGGAACUGGAAAGUGUUUUACCUUGCAAUGGCAAGUAUGGCCCUCUCAAAAGGAUUAGCUUUAGGAGCACCGUAUUGCUUAAAGAUAGCAGUUAAUGCUCUGACAACUCCUAAUUCUUAUAACUUAGCAUUUGCAGGAGUUAUGGGAUUUGGAUUAUGUCGAGCUUUUUCAUCAAUCUUCCAUGAACUCAGGAUGUCCCUUGUUGUGAGGAUCAUGAGGGAGGCAAUCCAGAAGUUAUCUCUCCAGAUAUUCUCUCAUUUGCAUAACCUCGAUUUAACAUUCCACAAAACUUCUACAAAGAAUACGAUCUUUGCAAUGAAUAAGGCUUUGUCAGCUAUUGAUGAUGGGCUAAGAUUCUUGAUUGGAUUUGUUAGCCCUAUCGCUCUUGAAUUCAGUUUAAUUUGUGGUAUGCUUUAUUUUUAUUGUGGGCCUCUCUAUCUGUUAAAUAUUGGAGUUAUGCUUGGAGUUUACACCAAGUUCACACAAUCAUAUUCAAAGAUUAGGCAAGAAUAUAUUAGAGGAAGAAGGAAUCAAGACAAGAAAGCAGAUUUCUUCCUCAAUGAAAGUAUCCUUAGCUAUGACACUGUUAAAUACUUUGGUAACGAGAAUUUGGAGUACAAUAGGUAUAAGAAAGUUCAGGAAGAAAUCUAUAAGGUGGCAAUGAAAGUUCAGUAUUCUUUAGCCAACCUCAACUCAGGACAACAAACUCUCUUCGCUUUGGGUAUGACAAUAAACCUCCUUUUAGCAACUAAGGAUAUCUAUGCAGGAGUGCUGACUCCUGGAGACUUUGUGAUGAUUCAAGCCUUGUUCAUGCAAAUUGCUCAACCACUCCACUUUAUGGGAACCAUUUUUAGAAAUCUGGACGAGAGUCAAGUAAAUGUGGAGGAUCUAUUCCUCAUUCUUAAAAUGCAGAAGGCAGUGAAAGAGAAACCAGAUGCUAAGGACUAUGAAUACAAAAAAGGAGAUAUUGAAUUCAAGGAUGUUCGUUACAGCUACGUAAAAGAUGAAACAUCAGACGGCAAAGAAGUACUGGAGACUUUAUUUAAAGAUAUCAAUUUUAAACUGAAAGGUGGAAAAUCUAAUGCUAUUGUUGGUCCAAGUGGAUUUGGAAAGACUACUAUCUUCAACAUGAUUUACAGAAUCAUGGACCCUUCCAGCGGAAGCAUUCUCUUGGAUGGACAAGAUCUAAAAGAUCUUAAAAUCAAGAGCUUCAGAGAUAGGAUCUCCAUUGUUCCUCAAAAUGGAAUCUUGUUCAACGAUACAAUUAGAUUUAACUUACAAUACGGAAAUUUAGAAGCGAACCAGGAAGAUAUUGAGAGAGUAUGCAAACAAUGCAACAUCCACGAUAGAAUCAUGUCGAUGCCAGACGGUUAUGAUUCUCAUGUCGGUGACCUUGGAGGAAAACUAUCAGGAGGUGAGAGACAAAGAAUCCUUAUUGCCAGGGCUCUUCUCAAAGACUUUGACAUUCUCUUGUUAGACGAAGCUACAAGUAGUUUGGAUUCUCGGAAUGAGAAAAAUAUUAUUGAAGAGCUGGAGAGAGAACUUGAAGGAAAGACUGUCAUUUACUGUGCACAUAGGCUUAGUUCUAUCAUGAACUGCGAUAACAUUAUUGUAAUGGGUGAAGGAGAAGUUCAAGAAGAAGGAACCCAUUAUGAAAUGCUCAGUAACCCAGACUCUAAGUAUUACCAAAUGUGGAAUGAUUUCUUGAGAGAAAAGAAUCAAGAAGAACAGGCCAAAGAAGAAGACUCUGAUUUAGAGAAGAAUUAA